This is a messenger RNA of Ipomoea nil (Japanese morning glory), 714 nucleotides long. RefSeq lists its product as uncharacterized. NCBI's taxonomy places the organism in Eukaryota, Viridiplantae, Streptophyta, Magnoliopsida, Solanales, Convolvulaceae. Bases 1 to 714 code for a protein of 237 amino acids. The record is from RefSeq and is a predicted model, not a curated record. The transcript has 2 exons.
AUGGGCAGUAAUCCGACUCUUGUAAGUUAUUUCUUAACUAAAUUAUCUGCUACUUUCAAGAUUAUGGAUCUUGGUGAACUAGGUUUCUUUCUUAGUAUUGAAACCAUUAAUUGCAAUGCUAGAAUACUUUUAUCUCAACAACGAUAUAUGCUGGAUAUUUUGAAACGUGCUGGUAUGUCUGAUUGUAAACCUCUAUCUACUCCAAUUCCUGUUUCGAAAUCUCUUUCUCACUCUACAGAUUUAUAUGAUGAUCCUACACAAUAUCGAAGUCUGGCUGGAGCCCUUCAAGAACUACAUGUCUUCUCUGACUCAAACUGGGCUGGCUGCCAUGACGAUCGUAAGUUAGCCAGUGGGUAUGCUGUGUUUCUUGGGUCAAAUCUUGUAUCUUGGGUGUGCAAAAAGCAAAGAACUGUGGCAAGAUCCUCCACGGAGGUUGAAUACAAGGGUUUAGCUGAUGUUUGUGCUGCAGUAAUUUGGAUUCUCUCCCUAUUGCGUGAAAUCGGCGUCACUGGGAUAUCUGUUCCAAAACUAUGGUGUGAUAAUCUUGGUGCUACAUAUCUGUGUGCUAAUCCUAUUUUUUAUGCUCGCACUAAGCAUGUUGAGAUUGACUAUCAUUUUGUGAGAGUCACAGUUGCCAAAGAAGAGAUUCAAGUCAACUUUAUCUCUACCAAAGAUCAACUUGCAGAUAAUUUUAAUAAGAUUAUCCAUUGUUAG